Meyerozyma guilliermondii ATCC 6260 is the source of this 1005-nucleotide messenger RNA. RefSeq lists its product as uncharacterized. The coding region runs from base 1 to 1005 and encodes 334 amino acids. Lineage: Eukaryota; Fungi; Ascomycota; Pichiomycetes; Serinales; Debaryomycetaceae. The record is from RefSeq and is a predicted model, not a curated record. The transcript has a single exon.
AUGUUGGUGUUUUCUUUUGGCUCGUUGGCUUUAGACGAGUCUUCGUUUGAGUAUCAGCAACAGCAGACCCAGCAAAGCCAAAGCCAACAGGCUCAGCAAAGCCAACAGGCUCAGGCUCAACAGGCUCAAGCGCAGGCUCCAGUUCACACUCAACCAGUUCAAAGCCAGACUCAAAGCCAACCAGUUCAACAGUCUCAAGCUCAACAGCAACCUCAACAACCUCAACAACAACCUCAACAGCAAGAAGAACUCCCCAAGCAACAGCCCCAUCCUCAAUACGACUACUACUCGCAAUUCCAACAACAGUUUCCCCAGCAAACCACCCAAAGUAUGCCUGGAGCUCAGUUCGUAUACCCUGGUAUGGACUACAACUACACUCAACAGUCGGUGGCUUCGCCUGCUGCCAGCCAUGUUUCGGCUGCUUCGUACCAAUACGCCCAAGGUGGUCAAGGUCAACCCACUAGUCAAGAAGGUAAUGUGAGCACCCAAUCACCCGUGGUCAAUCCCUCGGUUCUUCAGCAGCAACAGCAAGUUCCUGCUGCCCCAUAUGGUUACCCUUACUACAAUUACUACUACAACACUCCAUUCUACGGUAACGGUGCUGGAUUGCAACAAACCGGUUUCGGAGCUAUUGGUGCCAAUGGUACCGGUUCCAACGCUCAAGGUGUAAGCGGCUCUUCUGGUUCAGUUUCUGGAGCCGCCGCGGGAGUGGCUAGUGGUGCCGGUGCUGCUGCUGGUGGAUUUGUCAAUGGAUUUGGUAACUCGCAAUAUUACCAACCCAAUCAAUUUGGAAACAGAUAUCCAUACAACUACCCUCAACAGCAACAACCACAGCAACCUCAAUUGCAACCCUCGCAACCCCAACAACCUGGUCAAGCAAAGGACAACGAACAAGUUCCAAGUGGCCAGCCGCAACCACAGCCUCCAAUGCCUCAGUAUGGUGCUUACCAACAAUAUCCUCAGUACGGAUACCAGGACAAUUCACAAUACCGUGGAUGGUACUAG